Linepithema humile (Argentine ant) is the source of this 1662-nucleotide messenger RNA. RefSeq names its product eukaryotic translation initiation factor 3 subunit e (gene eIF3e). Lineage: Eukaryota; Metazoa; Arthropoda; Insecta; Hymenoptera; Formicidae. Gene Ontology annotation, cellular component: cytoplasm; eukaryotic translation initiation factor 3 complex; nucleus. Gene Ontology annotation, biological process: translational initiation. The record is from RefSeq and is a predicted model, not a curated record. Gene Ontology annotation, molecular function: translation initiation factor activity.
UCUAACCUCAUCACGUUUGACGAAUUGUCCUUUUGUUCGGCGCGUGAACGUGGUUAAGUUGUACUUUGCUAACGUCUAAUUACAAUUAAACCAAAAACGCCACGAUGGCGAAAUUCGACUUAACGUCUCGUAUAGGUCAAUAUCUUGACCGUCAUUUGGUAUUUCCUCUUUUGGAGUUUUUAUCGGCGAAACAGAUUUACGACGAGGAUGAGUUAUUACAAGCAAAACUUGAUAUUCUCAGCAAGACAAACAUGAUUGAUUACACUAUCGACAUUAGGAAGCAGCUUUAUCCUAAUGUAGAAGUGCCAGAGGAGAUAAAAGCUAGACGUGCCGAUGUACUCCAAGAACUCAGUGUACUUCAAAAUAAUGUUGCAGUAGUCUUAUCUCUUAUGAAUAACGAAGAAAUUAUGAAAAAGAUGGAGAACAUGCGUGAUUCCAAAGCGCUUAAUAAUUACCUCACUCAAGAAUCAGAUUUUAGGAUAGAAAUGAUGGAUAGCUUUGUGAAGCUAGCAAAAUAUCGCUAUGAGUGUGGCAAUUAUUCUGUUUCCACAUCGUACUUAUAUUUUUAUAUGCUGAUUAUGCCACCAACUGAUAAGAACUAUUUAAACGUCUUAUGGGGAAAGUUGGCAUCAGAGAUUCUUGUACAAAAUUGGGAAACAGCACUGGAGGAUGUGAACAAAUUGCGAGAAUAUAUUGAUAGUAAUGUCAUUGGCAAUUCAUUGCAAGUAUUACAGCAGCGCACAUGGCUGAUUCACUGGAGUCUAUUUGUGUUUUUCAAUCACGUCAAGGGAAGAGAUCUUAUUAUCGAGAUGUUCCUCUAUCGACCGCACUAUUUAAAUGCUAUUCAAACAAUGUGUCCGCAUAUACUUCGUUACUUGGCUGCUGCAGUUAUUGUCAAUCGUUCCAGACGUUCUAUUUUGAAAGAUCUUGUGAAAGUAAUACAACAGGAAUCUUAUACUUAUCGAGACCCGAUCACAGAAUUUCUUGAACAUUUAUAUGUUAAUUUUGACUUUGAUGGAGCACGACAAAAGUUACAGGAGUGUCAGACUGUUGUCUUCAACGAUUUCUUCUUAAUUGCUCUAUUGAGCGAAUUUGUAGAAAACGCUCGAUUAAUGAUUUUCGAAACAUUCUGCAGAAUUCAUCAAUGCAUUAGUAUUCAAAUGCUCGCAGAAAAAUUGAAUAUGAAGGCGGAUGUAGCAGAAUGUUGGAUUGUGAAUUUAAUUCGUAACGCACGUUUGGAUGCUAAAAUUGACAGUAAAUUAGGACACGUCGUAAUGGGAGGACAACCGGCAUCGCCGUAUCAGCAAUUGGUCGAAAAGAUUGAGACCUUAAGCGUACGAAGUGAGGCACUAGAGAAUCUAAUAGAGAGAAAACUAAAAGCGAAGAAUCAAGACCCAGUAAGUAUAGUGUGGAACUAACGGAGUAUCAACAUUCGUGGAAUUUGGAUUUGUGACAAUUUGAUGCAACAUGGCGAAACAGUGCUCAAAAGAGAUAUUCCCUCUCCGACUAUUAACACUAAUACUAAUCAUACUUUAUAUUGAUGUAUCUUUUCACGAAUGUAAAGAAAUAAUGAAAAUUGAACCAAGAAACAGAUUUCUAUUUGCUAAUAUUGUCAUCCAUGUAACAAAUAAUAAUAAACCUAUAAUAUUUUAUGACAGAAAA